Messenger RNA from Phalaenopsis equestris, 1363 nucleotides. RefSeq names its product probable receptor-like protein kinase At1g33260. Gene Ontology annotation, biological process: protein phosphorylation. Gene Ontology annotation, molecular function: protein kinase activity; ATP binding. Gene Ontology annotation, cellular component: plasma membrane. Lineage: Eukaryota; Viridiplantae; Streptophyta; Magnoliopsida; Asparagales; Orchidaceae. The record is from RefSeq and is a predicted model, not a curated record.
AUUCAUAUGCCCUCCAUCCUCACAAAGCUCCUCUUCGAACGCCGAACCACCGCACAAAGAAAGAGAGAAAACAAUGCACCCCGCCAUCGCCAUCACAAUCCCCUUGGCCGCCGCCUGCCUCCUUGCCUCCCUCGCCGGCUUCUUCCUCCUACGCCGGAGAAGCAUGCUCCGCCCCGAUACAGAGAAGGGAGCCACCAUCGCUCAGUUCCUCCAUGGGCCCAAAAACGGGUCGGACAACUCUCCUCCCACCCCAAAGGAUGACAUCGUCGCAUCGUCACCAAGACGCUUUACAUGGCCGGAGGUUGAAUCAGCCACAGCUAAUUUCACCUCGGAUGUAAUCGGCAAAGGGGGAUUCAGCACGGUCUACUUCGCUCGUCUGAAGGACUCCACCACCGCCAGCGUUAAGCUCCACCAGAGCAGCGAACGCCUCCACCGUGCCUUUCGAUUGGAGCUCGACAUCCUCCUCCGCCUCCAUCAUCCCCACAUUGUUCGCCUCCUCGGCUACUGCGACGAACAGGAUGACCAAGGCGUUCUGAUUUUCGAAUUCAUCCCGAAUGGAAGCCUGCACGAGAAGCUCCACUCAGGCUCCGUGCUCCCAUGGGCGCGGCGGACUUCCAUCGCUUACCGUCUCGCGCAAGCUCUCGACUACCUCCACGAAGGCUGCGAGCUCCAGAUUGUUCAUGGAGACAUCAAGGCCUCCAACGUCCUCCUCGACGGCGACCUAAGCCCCAAGCUCUGCGAUUUCGGAUGCGCGUGCAUGGGUUUCUCCUCCGCCGUCCGACCGCCGGCCUCCAUGACCGGUUCGCCGGGUUACAUCGACCCGAACUACAUUCGGACCGGGAUGGUGUCUAAGAAGAGCGAUGAUGUGUACAGCUUUGGAGUGGUGUUGCUGCUUGUAAUGAUCACCGGAGCGGAAGCAUUCGAUGCGAGGACAGAGAGGGUGUUAGCGGCGGAGGUGGGUAAAGUGCUCCGGCAGGCAGACAGUGGGUACGUGUCGCAGAUUGCAGACAGACGCCUCGCCGGAGAGUAUGAUGAAGGAGAAGUCCAAGUAAUGGCGGCCAUUUCAGCGCUUUGUAUUGGGGAGAAUCCUAGUUUGCGGCCAUCGAUGGCGGAUGUGGUGAGGAUGAUGGAAGAUAAGGUGCCUUCGGCGAUCACAGCCGUGGAGAUUGUAAAACGUGAAUAAAAAUUCGAGCUUGCUGAUUUUCAUUUGGCAGAUUUAAUUAAGAUCAAAAGAUUCGAUUGCACGACAAUAUUUUCAAGUGUUUAAUGGUGUCUAAAUUGAAUGAGCGUGGCCUUAUUCAAAUUCUCUGAUUGAAAUUUUAUAUUUAAGCACACAAUACAGAAGAAUAAUUUAUUAUCUUAA